UGGCCACACCAACGGCAACGACGAGACGAGGGACUGCAGCCAACUCUCAGCAGCUAACAAGGAUGAGGAGGGCUACAGUGUGGGCAUCGGCAGUACUGGUCCUGUGCCUGGCGGGCCUCUGUGAGUCGGCCAGGAUCCUCUGCCUGAUGAGCACCGUCUCCCACAGCCACCACAUCUUCAACCGGGCCCUCACGCUCGAGCUCGCCAAACGCGGUCACCAGGUGACUGUGUUCACUCCAGACCGGGAGAAGAAACCCGUUCCCAACCUCCGGGAGAUCCUCGUAGAAGGGGCAUACGAGGCUGCACAUGAAGAUUUCGACUACGAGACCUUCGCUGAAAUGAGUGAGAUGGACAUGGUUGGCGAAAUUUUCGGCUGGGGUGUAACCACUUGCCGUCACACCUUAAAGUCGAAAGGUGCCCGACACCUGCUAGAACUGGCGAAGAAAGAAGCUUUCGACCUCGUCAUCAACGAAUACGGCCUACAGGAAUGCCUGCUGGGAUUCAUCAGCAAAUUCGGCAACCCUCCAGUGAUCGGAAUCGCAGCCUACCCCAGUCCUCCAUGGGCAAAUGAGGUGGUGGGGAACUUCCAGAACCCGUCCUAUGUGAACACUUACAUUUUGCCUUUGACCGACCACAUGACAUUCACGCAGAGGAUGCAAAACUUUCUGCUCGAUAACUAUGCGUCUCUCUACCGCCGGUUUUUGUACAUGCCGAAGCAGGAUGAGCUCAGCAGGAAGUUUUUCGGUGACUCUACGCCGCUGCCCAGCGAGGUCGAGAAGAAUGUCAGCUUCGUGAUGGUCAACACCCACUUCAGCACGGACUACCCCAAGCCGCUGGUGCCAGCCAUCAUAGAGAUCGGCGGGCUGCAAGUGAAACCUCCACAGCCGCUACCCAAGGACCUGAAGGAUUUUCUCGACUCAGCAAACGAAGGGGCUGUCUUCAUGAGCCUGGGCAGCAACAUCCGCAGCGAUAAGCUUGGCGAAGCCAGCAGGCGGGCCUUCCUGGAGGCCUUCCGGGAGCUGCCCCAGAAGGUGCUCUGGAAAUGGGAGUCAGACUCUCUGCCUGGUCAGCCGUCCAACGUCAAGAUCAUCAAGUGGGCUCCUCAAAACGACAUUUUGGCGCACCCCAAUGUGAAGGUGUUCAUAAGCCAUGGGGGGAUGCUGAGUACCAUGGAGGCGGUGUACCAUGGCGUCCCCGUAGUUGGUGUCCCAUUCAUGGCGGACCAGUACCCAAACUUGCGCAGAAACGUGGCCAGGGGUACAGCUGUCGAACUGGACACACUGAAGUUGACCAAGGAGUCUGUCUUGGAGGCGCUCAACAAAGUUCUCAACGACCCCAGCUACGAGCAGCGCAUGAAGCGGCUGUCGGCCAUCUACCGCGACAGGCCGCAGACAGCCCUGGAGACGGCCGUCUGGUGGACGGAGUACGCCCUGAGGCACCAGGGGGCGCCCCACCUGCGCUGCGCCUCGCUAGACCUCCACUGGUUCCAGCGCUGGCUGCUCGACGUCAUCGCCUUCCUCCUGCUGGCCGCCGCUGCCGCGUCCUCAGCUCUGUACCUCCUCACCAGGAAGGUCCUCUCGGCGCUGUUCCAGGAGGGCGGCAAGCUCAAGAAGUCGUGAAACAGCAGUCCAGCUAUGGCAGCUGGCGACCCUGACAGGACAGCACAAACCUUCCCAGUCAUCACUCAACACUUCCGGGCUGAGAUGCCGUGGUCUAUACAUAAAACUCUCCCCUGACAUUUCGCCUUCUACGGUGCAACACAUCCUCCGAGGACAAUGGGAGAACUGCAAUGAGAGCUCGAGUGAGCGCCGUAUAUAUAAGCCAUCCAGAGGGCGCCGCUGUCAAUCACGUGACGUCGGCUGUGCUAUGACCUCUGAUAUUGCCAACUUUCUCAAUUGAAAUUAAUCGAUUGUCACGCUGUUGCUGCAAUGCUCACAUCAAUAUCUGAUCCAGCUUAAUGCCUUCAUCUUUCCUAUUGAAAUUAUUGCUGUGUUUGGCAAUCUCAAUGGCCUCUCUGUACAUUCACGCAUAAUAAUGCGACGUCUUCGCUAUGACGGUCGUCACUAAACUUUAUUUCAUGAUCACCUUCCUGAAACACAUGUUCCGCUACAGCCGAUUUAUCAAUAUGUCCGAGGCAGCAGUUCCUUUUAUGUUCACCCGAACGGGUAUUGACGUUUCUUUUUGUUAUGCCCAUAUAAUCCUUUCCACAACUGCACGGAAUUUUAUACACACCUGGUGUAGCUAGAGGAUGUCGUUUAUCUUUUGUGGAUCUUAACGGGGGUAGGACGUCACACGGGCCGACUUGGAGCAGGAGAGGCAUCACAGGACAUUUUAAUUUCCAGUGUCUACACUUUUACAAAUAAAGUCAUAAAACUUUGUCAGUAACACCAGGAAAAAUUCGGGAUUCACACUGAUAGCAGAGGAAGUUCGAAAACAUGACAAAAGAACUUUUUUUCGUGUGAAAUUUCAUUAUUUUUUAUCUUACUAAUGGCUGCAUUUGUUGCUAUAGGUACACCUUUCUUCGUAAGUAAGAGAAAUGGUUCGAUAAAUUUUUCACAGCAUAUAUACCAUACUUACAGGUGUAUGAAACUCUAGAAUUCAUUUAAUUUAUGAAAAGACGAAUGAUCUGUUGUGUUUUAAACUUCAUGUUUACAAAAAACACCAAUUUUGUAGUUAAUUAUCUCAAUUUUUACCACAGCUUUUAAUAGAUACACCUUUAAGUUUGGUUGGUAUGCUGUCAAAAAUUCAUCGAACCAUCUCUCUUACUUAUGAAGAAAAGUGUACCUACAGCAAAAAAUGCUGCCUUCAGUAAGUGAAAAAAUGAUGAAAUUUUACAUGUAAAAAAAUUACGUCGUUGUGUUUUCGAACUUCCUCUGCUAUGAGUGUGAAUUCUGAAUCCUUCCUGGUCAUGCUGACAAAGUUUUAUGAAUUUAUUUGUAAAAGUAUAGACAGUGGAAAUUAAAAUGUCCUGUGGUGCUUCUGCUGCUCCAAGUCGGCCCGUUUGACGUACUACCCCCCUUAAACAUUCUUUUAUUUUCGUGGUGAGUCUGAAAACAGUUUCCACGUCGUACUUGCUUAACAUUUUUCCAAUUCGGUCAGUGACCUUACUGAUGAAUGGUAAGAACACUUUCGCCUUGGGUUGGUGACGAUUCUCUUCCGUCCUGGCUGUCAGUCUAGGGUUUAGUGCCCUCUCUGUGCCCUUCUUCUUGAAGGUCGCUCUAAGGUGUUCAAUCUCAUCAUCUAAGUGAGCUGUUUCACAUAUUUUGUGCACCCUGUCUAGUAAUGUUUUAAUCACCCCUCUUUUAUGUCUUGGGUGGUGGUCAGAUUCUUUCUGCAGAUAACGAUCAGUGUGUGUAUGUGCCUUUUCUGAAAACCUUAUGACCCAAUGAUCCAUCGUCUUGUUUGAUUACAGUCACAUCUAAGAAGUUCAGGUGAUCAUCGAUUUCCUUUUCCAUAGUGAAUUGAAUUCUUGGAUAUAACAGGAAGGCAUCCAGUUCCUCUUACCGAUGGGUCCAUGUAACAAGUUUUAUGUAUGCACCACGGCAUCUCACCCCGGAAGUGUUAAGUGAUGACAACACCUGCCGUGAAAGCCUUCACUCUAUAAUCAAUCCUUCCCAGUGUUAUUUAGUUUACAUUGUCAUUCAAUUCUUGUCAGAAUGCUUGACAUUGUGUAUCAUUGUUAUCAUAGCCGAGUUGCAAAAGGAAAUCGUGUUUAGUUUCUCUCUCUCUCUCUCUCUCUCUCUCUCUCUCUCUCUCUCUCUCUCUCUCUUUUGUCAUCAGUCUUGGGACUGGUUUGAUUCACCUUGUGACCAAUUCCUCAUCUCAGAGCAGCAAUCUACAUCCUCUAUUAUUUGCUGGAUGUAUUCCAAUCUCUGUCUUCCUCUACAGUUUUUGCCCUCUAAACCUCCCUCUAAUACCAUGGAAGUCAUUCCAUGAUGUCUUAACAGAUGUCCUAUCAUCCUGUCCCUUCUCCUUAUCAGUGUUUUCCACAUAUUCCUUUCCCCUCCGAUUUUGUACAGAACCUCCUCAUUCCUUCACUUAUAACUCCACCAAAUUUUCGACAUUCGUCUGUAGCACCACAUCACAGAUGCUUCGAUUCUCUCUGUUGUAAGUGCGACCGGGACGGUUGUAGGGUUGAAAUGACAGAAAGCGCGGCGGGACCCGCGGAGAAGCCCGCAAACAACAACACAACAGGAGAGGACGGACACGGCCAAGGAAGGACAGAACGAACAACUACAAGACCAAACAACGGAGUCACAAGGAAACCUAACACGUUCAC
Messenger RNA from Schistocerca gregaria, 4279 nucleotides. RefSeq names its product UDP-glucosyltransferase 2-like. The record is from RefSeq and is a predicted model, not a curated record. The coding region runs from base 63 to 1619 and encodes 518 amino acids. The transcript has 5 exons. Lineage: Eukaryota; Metazoa; Arthropoda; Insecta; Orthoptera; Acrididae. Gene Ontology annotation, molecular function: UDP-glycosyltransferase activity.